This is a messenger RNA of Didymosphaeria variabile, 1572 nucleotides long. RefSeq lists its product as uncharacterized. NCBI's taxonomy places the organism in Eukaryota, Fungi, Ascomycota, Dothideomycetes, Pleosporales, Didymosphaeriaceae. Bases 1 to 1572 code for a protein of 523 amino acids. The record is from RefSeq and is a predicted model, not a curated record. The transcript has a single exon.
AUGAGUAGGUUCAUCAGUCUGAUGCAGACUUACGCGGCCCCUGAAAUUGUCAUCAGUGAUGCCGACAAGGAGACGAUCAAGGAUCUCUAUCGCGACUCGUUCCAAAACGACCCUUCAAUGAAGGUCCUACUUACGGAGAACGCACAGCAAGAUGAGCGCUACUUGGCCAUGCCUGGUCGAUUGCUAUCAUCGCCUGGCUCUUUACACACUGAGAUCCAUAGUAUCUUUCGGAUCCAAAACUUCGCCCAUGACUCUUCCGAGUUUCCCGCUAAUCUUCUCAGCAUUGGGCCCUUAAUUGGUGAUGCUAGAGCUCUAGAGGCAUGGCACGCGAUGUGCCCGGCAUUGGUUCUUGCCACCAAGAUCCUAGUGGAUCCUCACAUGGAGCCAUUCUGGUUCCAUCUUAUGUACGGCGCGCCGAUGACCGGCUACAACAGGAAGCCUUAUCUUGAGCGAUCCCCUCAAGAAGAUGAUUUGAUCACAGCACGCAAAGAUUUCCGUGAUCUUCUCCGGACCUUGCGAGAUCGAAUGACUUUCUUUUGGCAUCCGAGCGACGGACCUACUGGAAAUCCUCUACACGGGUGUUACUAUCCGUCGUUCUGGGAUGCCUUAUGCCAUCUUGAUCCUCGGAAUCGCGGAUGGGAUUUGUACGACCGAUAUAAGGGUGGUUGGUUUAAAGUGGCAUCCUACCAGUAUUCAGGCCACAUCGCUCUGAGCUCGAAUUUCUUAUUCCACUUACUCAGCCCGGCUUCUCCGACACGGGUUUCCGAGGCAAAGUAUGCACGACUCCAGGUUUCCCUUGCGACCACUAUUGUGCACGAACUUGCCCAUGCCAUAUACAGGUUCCGAUACUUGUCAUCACCAGAGAUGUUUAUCCGCCCAGAAGAUCUCUCCCGAGGCGAGACUCCUGGUUGCAUUAACCCUGACGCCCAGGUCAAGAAAACACAUGACCCUUCCAAUGUUAUGGCGGGGCAAGAAAUGUUUGUCUUUCCCUCUGACUUGGUCAACGAAGCUGGCUGGUCGUUCGAGUACUCACUAUGGGGAGGCGUUUGUCUUAUGUGCGACUUGAUUGGCCUCAAAGUCGGAGAAAUGCAGGCCGUGUUGUGGGAGGACCAUCUCAGCGUCCCCGACAUACGUGUACCUGUCAACGACAAGUGGGUUCAAGCUCUGUUUCACAAGAAGACCUGGGCCCACUUCGCAACUCAUAUUGGUCAACUCUUGAACGUGGUUAAACAGCCUACGACGUUUUACAUGGGGCGAUAUUGCAUGGAAUCCCAAACGUUCGACAUUGUUUUGUACGACACUAGCCUCGCUGAAGAUCAGAUCACCGACAUCAGGGAGUGGUGUCGUCAGGUGCGGAAGAUGGACAUUGCCGAGGCAAUCAAGUCGGGCAAAUUUUACGAGCAGACGAAAAUUCGGAUGGGUUAUCGUGCAUGGGGCAUUGGAUCGAUAAUGCGCUUCGUCAAGGCAGGAGAAACGAAGGAUUCCGGCCCACCUGCUGGCGAGGCUCCGUGGCUCGACUACCCUGAUGCCGAUCCUGUCUCCCCAGAAGCUGACAUGAGUGAACCCCGUUAG